This is a messenger RNA of Malaclemys terrapin pileata, 5466 nucleotides long. Its product is annotated as zinc finger protein 436-like. Gene Ontology annotation, biological process: regulation of transcription by RNA polymerase II. The record is from RefSeq and is a predicted model, not a curated record. The transcript is spliced from 5 exons. Bases 269 to 2641 code for a protein of 790 amino acids. NCBI's taxonomy places the organism in Eukaryota, Metazoa, Chordata, Testudines, Emydidae. Gene Ontology annotation, molecular function: RNA polymerase II cis-regulatory region sequence-specific DNA binding; DNA-binding transcription factor activity, RNA polymerase II-specific.
GGGACCCGUUUCCAUGGGACACAGACCCCGCUGCUGCUCCCGGCCCGGCCCCCCUGUGCCCGGCCGGGGGACCCAGCCCCGGGCGCGGCCCGACCCGGCCGGCAGCAGUGUUAGUGCCUUUUGGGGAUACAUUUUACCCUGAGAAUCCAAGCUGGGCUCUCAGCCCUGGACCCCCUGUGGCAGGCUCAGCACUUGUGAAAAUCAGGCCAGGCUACAGAAUCAGGUCCACGUUUCGCUGGAGAUCGUCCCAUCCUCCCAGGGAAGGGAAAUGGCUGCAGCGGAGCCGGUGACCUUCGAGGAGGUGGCUGUGUAUUUCACGGCGGAGGAAUGGGCCCUGCUGGACCUGGGUCAGAGAGCCCUGUACAAGGACGUGAUGCAGGAGAACUAUGAGACCAUGACCUCGCUGGGAUUUCCAGUUUCCAAACCAGACCUCCACUCCUGGCUGGAAGGAAGGGAGGAGCCGUGGGUCUCCGAUAUCCAGGGCUGUGAGGAAAGGGAGAUCCCAAGCGAUGCCCACACAGCAGGUGGUGGGACGGUGAGUGAGAACGAGGAGGAGAAUCCUCACCAGGAAGAUCCUGAGCGAGUGGAACCACAGGGGACGAUAUCGGGAAGAGGUGAAGGGGACGUUUCCGAGAGUCCCAAGCAGGGAGAAACCCGUGAGAGUCAGAGCAGCGCGGAGAGGCAGCAGGGAAACCACUCGGAAGAGACACUGGUUAAAUCCACUCACAGCAGAAGAGGAGUGAAGAAAGUCAAAGAAAUUAUACAACAGAGAAUCCCCACUGGAAAGAGACCCUACGUGUGCGGUGACUGUGGGAAAAGCUUCCGGUACAAAUCAGAGCUUAUUAGACAUCAGAGAAUCCACACGUGCGAAAGACCUUACAAGUGUCCAGACUGUGGGAAAAGCUACAGACACAGGUCAACCCUUAGUGGGCAUUGUACACUGCACACGGGAGAGAAACCCUAUAACUGCCCUGACUGUGGGAAAAGCUUUGGUCAGCGCUCACUCCUUAUUCAACAUCAGAGACUCCACAGCGGGGAGAAACCCUACAAAUGCUAUGAGUGCGGGAAAAGCUUCAGUCGGAACUCAAACCUCCUAUCACAUCACAGAACUCACACAGGAGAGAAACCCUUUAACUGCCCUGACUGUGGGAAAAGCUUCAGAUACUGGUCAACCCUUUUCAAGCAUCAGAGAAUCCACACAGGAGAGAAGCCCUAUAACUGCCCUGACUGCGGGAAAAGCUUUGGUCAGCGCUCAGCCCUUAUUAAACAUCAGAGACUCCACAAAGGGGAGAAACCCUACAAAUGCAAUGAGUGCGGGAAAAACAUCAGUCGGAAGCACCUCCGAUCACAUCAGAGAAUCCACACAGGAGAGAAGCCCUAUAAGUGCGCUGAGUGUGGGAAAAGUUUCAGGAACAGCUCAAUCCUUAUUCUCCAUCACAGAAUCCACACGGGAGAGAGACCCUAUGAAUGUAGUGAGUGCAGGAAAAGCUUCCGUCAGAAGAACGCCCUUCUAUCACAUCAGAGAACCCACACAGGAGAGAGACCCUAUAAAUGUCUUGAUUGCGAAAAAAGCUUUAGGAACAAGGCACACCUUAUUAGACAUCAGAGAACCCACACAACAGAGCGACCCUAUGAAUGCCUGGAGUGCGGGAAAAGCUUCCGUGAGAAUUCACAAUUUCUAUCACAUCAGAGAAUCCACACAGGAGAGAGACCCUAUAUCUGCCCUGACUGUGGGAAAAGCUUCAGGCAGAAUUCACACCUCCUAUUACAUCAGAGAAUCCACACAGGAGAGAAACCCUAUAACAGCUCUGACUGUGGGAAAAGCUUUGGUCAGCGCUCACCCGUUUUUGAACAUCAGGGACUCUACAUGGGAGAGAAGCCCUACAAAUGCAGUGAGUGUGGGAAAAGCUUCACUCGGAAGUAUUCCCUUCUCUUACAUCAGAGAACCCACACGGGAGAGAGACCCUAUAACUGCCCUGUCUGCAGGAAAAGUUUCUAUGAGAGAGCAGCCCUUAUUCAACAUCAGAGAAUCCACACGGGAGAGAAACCCUACAAAUGCAAUGAGUGUGGGAAAAGCUUCUGUCGGAACACAUACCUCCUAUCACAUCAGAGAAUCCACACAAGGGAGAAACCCUAUAACUGCUCUGACUGUGGGAAAAGCUUCAAUGAGAGCUCAGCUCUUAUUGAACAUCAGAGACUCCACAUGGGAGAGAAACCCUACAAAUGCAGUGAGUGUGGGAAAAGCUUCACUCGGAAGUAUUCCCUUCUCUUACAUCAGAGAACCCACAUGGGAGAGAGACCCUCUAACUGCCCUGUCUGCGGGAAAAGUUUCUAUGAGAGAACAGCCCUUAUUCAACAUCAGAGAAUCCACAUGGGAAAGAAACCCUAUGAAUGCAGUGAGUGUGGGAAAAGCUUCACUCGGAAGUAUUCCCUUCUCUUACAUCAGAGAACCCACAUGGGAGAGAGACCCUCUAACUGCCCUGUCUGCGGGAAAAGUUUCUAUGAGAGAACAGCCCUUAUUCAACAUCAGAGAAUCCACAUGGGAAAGAAACCCUAUGAAUGCAGUGAGUGUGGGAAAAGCUUCACGCGGAAGUAUACCCUUCUCUUACACCAGAGAACCCACACGGGAGGGAAAUCCUAGAAAUGCAAUGAGUGUGGGAAAAGCUUCCAUCAGAACGCACACCUCGUAUCACAUUAGAGAAUCCACACAGGGGAGAAACCCUAUAAUUGCCCCAUCUGUGGGAAAAGCUUCAGCCAGAGCUCACAUCUCCUAUUACAUCAGAGAAUCCACACAGGAGAGAGGUUAAAGGGCCUCCCCUUUAACUGCCAUGACUGCGGAAAACCUUCAGUCACAGGUCAGCCUUUGUUUCUCUCUGGAGAAUCCACACAGGGAAGAAACCCUUUUAAUAUCCAGAACAGGGGUAGGCAACCUACGGCGAGCUGAUUUUUAGUGGCACUCACACUGCCCAGAUCCUGGCCACCGAUCUGGGGGGCUCUGCAUUUUAAUUUAAUUUUAAAUGAAGCUUCUUAAACAUUUUAAAAACCUUAUUUACUUUACAUACAACGAUAGUUUAGUUAUAUAUGAUAGACUUAUAGAAAGAGACCUUCUAAAAACACUAAAAUGUAUGACUGGCAGGCGAAACCUUAAAUCAGAGUGAAUAAAUGAAGACUCGGCACAGCACUUCUGAAACGUUGCCGACCCCUGGUCCAGAAUGUGGGGAAAGCUUCACUGUGAGCUCAUCUCUUACUACACAUCAGAGAAUUCACAGUGGAGAAAGACCCAAUGAAUGUAUUGACUGUGGGAAAAGCUUCAGUCAGAUCUCACACAUUCAACCACAUCACAGAACACACAUGAGAGACAGACCCUACAAGUACCCUGGUUUUGGGAAAUGCCUUAUGUCACAGCUCAAACCUCAGAACACAUAAGAGAAUCCACAAGCAACACAAACCCAAGAAGCAUCCUGGCUUGCAAUGGGCCAAGUAACCAACACUUUUGCCAAUUCCCACAAAUCUCAGUGGGUCAGACCAGAUGUGGCUGGAGUGGCCAUGUAACGAGGACACGGCAUAAUUAUUAAAGCAGAAAAUGAAAUCACUUUCCUGGAGCAGAGCUGUUUAGAACUGGGGGAGGUUUAGGUUGGAUAUUAGGAAAAACUUUUUCAUUAGGAGAGUGGUGAAGCACUGGAAUGGGUUCCCUAGGGAGGUGGUGGAAUCUCCUUCCUUAGAGGUUUUUAAGGCCCGGCUUGACAAAGCCCUGGCUGGGAUGAUUUAGUUGGGAAUUGGUCCUGCUUUGAGCAGGGGGUUGGACUAGAUGACCUCCUGAGGUCCCUUCCAACCCUGAUCUUCUAUGAUUCUAUGAUAAGAGUCUGAGAUAAGUCUUCCACAUUGUGAUGGGAUUUGAGAAUAAUUUUCAACCAGUUUUAAUUGAGGUUCUCCAUUGAUGUUUGGUUUUAUAUACCUAAAAUCAACCUUACUUUAUAUGCUCCAACUUCUCAUUAACUGUUGAUAGUAUUGUAGGCUGGGAUCCGCUGUGACACUCAGCAAUGCCAAGACUAAAUUUUUAGGCACCUAGAAAAUCACAGGAACAACACUGAAGCAAUAAAGCCUGAUUUAGGGGCACUGACUUCCUGUACAAUGACUGGAGAGAGGUCUGAUUGACAAAAGACAGCAGGCUGGGCAGAGAACUGCCUAAGCUAAUCAAUGGGAGAUUGCCGCACAGCUCUCUGGCUAUGUUCCCUCCAAUAUUUUGCAUCCAUAUGUGGAAUGAAUUUUGUUAUGUGCACUGAGGUAUGUGUGGAUGUGCGCCACCAAUAGAAACAAAAAACCGAGCUAUCAUCUAUCUUUUUAAAAAGUUACCAUAGGGAUAAUUACUCCAGCCAGGACAGGUGAGACAUUUUAGAACUCACUACUCAAAGAAUUAAAUUUAAGCAUAAGAGAGAAAUAAAAGUAUGAAAUGCACAGACCAGUCAAAAAACUAAAACAACAGCACUUUGAAAGAAUAAAAUUACAGAGAAUUUAUGUGCAUUGCAGGAAGUACCAAGAAGUAACACCCACAACAAUAAUACAAGUAUGUGUUGGGAGGUGAAUGUGAAAGAGCCUGUGUGUGUGACAUUGUGUGUGUGUGAGUGAGAGAGAGAGAGAGAGAGAGGCUCUGUGUGUGUGAGAGACACUCUGUGUGUGUGUGUGUGUGUGUGUGUGUGUGUGUGUGACAUUGUGUGUGUGUGAGAGAGAGACACUCUGCCUGUCUGUGUGUGUGUGUGAGAGAGAGAGACUCUGUGUGCGCGUGUGUGUGAGAGAGAGAGACACUCUGUGUGUGUGUGUGAGAAAGAGACACUCUGUGUGUGUGUGUGAGAGAGAGAGAGAGACACUCUGUGUGUGUGUGUGUGUGACGUGUGUGUGAGAGAGAGAGACACUCUGCUUGUCUGUGUGUGUGUGUGAGAGAGAGAGAGAGAGAGGCUCUCUGUGUGUGUGUGUGUGUGAGAGAGAGAGAGAGAGACACUCUGUGUGUGUGUGUGUGUGUGACAUUGUGUGUGUGUGAGAAAAAGGCACUCUGCCUGUGUGUGUGUGUGUGAGAGAGAGAGAGAGAGAGAGAGAGACACUGUGUGUGUGUGUGUGUGUGUGUGAGAGAGAGAGACACUCUGCCUGUCUGUAUGUGUGUGAGAGAGAGAGAGGCUCUGUGUGUGUGUGUGACAUUGUGUGUGUGUGAGAAAGAGACACUCUGCCUGUGUGUGUGUAAGAGAGAGAGAGAGAGACACUGUGUGUUUGUGCACACGCGUGUGCUGGGGGAGUGUAUGAGAGACACACCCUGCCCCUUUAGGUAGAUCGGCACUUACCAGUCUGAACGCUGCUUGUUCAGAUACAACAGCAGCCCCAGCAGCACCGUUCCACGUGUCCCCACACACACACACACACACAGAGCGCUCUGCGGAGAUGGGAUACAUGGGCGGGGGGGGGACAGGGACACCCUAA